This is a messenger RNA of Oncorhynchus keta (chum salmon), 3450 nucleotides long. Its product is annotated as UBA-like domain-containing protein 1. The record is from RefSeq and is a predicted model, not a curated record. Lineage: Eukaryota; Metazoa; Chordata; Actinopteri; Salmoniformes; Salmonidae. Gene Ontology annotation, molecular function: protein binding. Bases 599 to 949 code for a protein of 116 amino acids. The transcript has 2 exons.
CACACACACACACACACACACACACACACACACACACACACACACACACACACACACACACACACUCACAGGUACAGCGCACACACGAUACACAGGUACAGCACACACAGACAAGCACAGCACUCACACAUACACACAUAUACAGGCACAAUACACACACACACACACACACACACACACACACACACACACACACACACACACACACACACAGGUACAACACACACACACACACACAGUUACAGCGCGCGCAAACACAGGUACAGCACCCACACACACACACACACACACACACCACACACACACACACACACACACACACACACACACACACACACACACACACACACACACACACACACACACACACACACAGUUACAGCGCACACACACAUACACACAGGUGCAGCAAACACACACACACAGGUACAGCACACACACAUACACACUGGAGGUCGACCGAUUAAUGGGAAUGGCUGAUUAAUUGGGGCCGAUUUCAAGUUUUCAUAACAAUUUGUAAUUGGCAUUUUUGGACACCGAUCAUGGCCGAUUACAUUGCACUCCACGAGGAGACUGCGUGGCAGGCUGACUACCUGUUAUGCGAGUGCAGCAAGGAGCCAAGAUGUGCACCCCAGCUAACACACCGGCCACCCCACCCAACUUCCCUGACGCCCUCACCAUGUUCUCCCGGCUGAAGGCCUCAGAGAGCUUCACCACCAGCAGCCCCAUGGCCUCCAUGGCCACCUCUCCCCCUCCUCCACACGAUUGCUGGGGCGUGCCACCGCCCCCCAUGCCCAUGAGCGGCCCACAGGGUCAGGGACUCUGGAUUCAGGGGGAGCCACCCUCCCACCCCGCAGCCUGGCCCACGGGGGUCACCAUUAACCCCCACACCCACCAACACCCGGCCACCGAACAGAAGGCGAGUGUGGCCAUGGAGGCCGAGAGAUGAGGGGCCAGGACUGGACGGCCCUGGGGGGAGGAAGGAAGAGGGAGGGAUGGGUGAGGAGGAAAGGAAAGGUGAAGGUGUCUCUUUCCAAUUGAGGAUGGGAGGGUGGAGACAAAGACAGCGACGUAAACCAAGAAAAACCAAGCAACUACAAAAUGUGGACAUUUCAACAUGAGGUGGAGAAAAUGAUUUGAAUAAGGAAUCAAAAGGAAAACAUUUUAAUGGAAAAAGCAGUGCACACAUUUAGCAAUAAGAGAGCAACUGAAAUAUUUGUUAGUUUGGUUUUCUUCUCUCUCAGUAAAUGUAUAGAUAAGACAAAGAAAUGUAUGGAACUAAAGGUAAUCACCAUCAUGCUGAUGUUUUCUGACAUUUAAAAGGCAGCAACUGUUUCUUCUCUUGUUCUUCUUUUCUUUUUGUCUGUCCAUCCAGUGUUUUCCCUCUACUGGGGAACAGUGAUAAGAUGUGUUUGCGUUGCAUGGAGAGAGAGAAUCUGUCCAUCCAGUGUUUUCCCUCUACUGGGGAACAGUGUUAAGAAGUGUUUGUGUUGCAUGGAGAGAGAGAAUCUGUCCAUCCAGUGUUUUCCCUCUACUGGGGAACAGUGUUAAGAUGUGUUUGCGUUGCAUGGAGAGAGAGAAUCUGUCCAUCCAGUGUUUUCCCUCUACUGGGGAACAGUGAUAAGAUGUGUUUGUGUUGCAUGGAGAGAGAGAAUCUGUCCAUCCAGUGUUUUCCCUCUACUGGGGAACAGUGUUAAGAAGUGUUUGUGUUGCAUGGAGAGAGAGAAUCUGUCCAUCCAGUGUUUUCCCUCUACUGGGGAACAGUGUUAAGAAGUGUUUGUGUUGCAUGGAGAGAGAGAAUCUGUCCAUCCAGUGUUUUCCCUCUACUGGGGAACAGUGUUAAGAAGUGUUUGUGUUGCAUGGAGAGAGAGAAUCUGUCCAUCCAGUGUUUUCCCUCUACUGGGGAACAGUGUUAAGAAGUGUUUGUGUUGCAUGGAGAGAGAGAAUCUGUCCAUCCAGUGUUUUCCCUCUACUGGGGAACAGUGAUAAGAAGUGUUUGCGUUGCAUGGAGAGAGAGAAUCUGUCCAUCCAGUGUUUUCCCUCUACUGGGGAACAGUGAUAAGAAGUGUUUGCGUUGCAUGGAGAGAGAGAAUCUGUCCAUCCAGUGUUUUCCCUCUACUGGGGAACAGUGAUAAGAUGUGUUUGCGUUGCAUGGAGAGAGAGAAUCUGUCCAUCCAGUGUUUUCCCUCUACUGGGGAACAGUGAUAAGAUGUGUUUGUGUUGCAUGGAGAGAGAGAAUCUGUCCAUCCAGUGUUUUCCCUCUACUGGGGAACAGUGAUAAGAUGUGUUUGUGUUGCAUGGAGAGAGAGAAUCUGGCAGUGUAAUGUUUUACUCUAGUAUUCUCAACAUGUGUCUGUGUGCAGUGUAACCGUCACGCACACUUACACACUCAACUAGCGAGCAGAAGAAACAGUGACAUAGUUUUCAUUACCCAUCGGAAGGUGGAACUCUUCUUACCUCACCUGGUGGUCACCUGACUUUUUUCAGCCUAUCAGGGAUUCUCAACUGUUUGACAAUGCAGAACAUUUUUUUUAACUGAUUGUAAUUUUUCAACUCUGGUAUUUUCUCAUGACGAUGACACUGUUCACUGCUAUAGCUUUUCUUUCCAACAAAGGGUGAUGCUUUACUAUUAACCUGUUCUGGAAGAUAGAACUGGCCACUGCAAUGGUUCUGCAGAUUUGGGUAUGAUAUAAAAAUCAUGGUUUGAUAUAUUAAAGUUCAUGUUUUUCUUGGUGGGAGGGAUGGGUGGGGUUUUGGAGGAUUCGAGAGUGGGCGGGAUUUGUUUAUGUUGUGUUUGGGAAGAGCCAAUCGGAGAAGCUAAAAAUAAAUCUACAGAAAAAACAGACUACUAUAAAUACAUUGACCAUUUGUAAAGCAGAACUUGCCACUUUGCAUGAGGGAUACUGUCUUGUAGCAAACACUUGAAACUGAGACGUGUUUCUGGCUGUUGGCGCAGGGGAUACUACAUGGUUUAUCCCUCUGAUUUAUAAUUUGUAUAGCAGCAUAAUACAACUGGUUAUGAUCACAACGUGUACUGUGAUCCUGCCUAUAGCAGAUUAUGUAAAGCAUUGAUUUAAGACAAUAUUCACAUGCAAGGUCGGCCCCGUUCAGUUUUGUUGUCCUUGGGUUAUUUCAAUUGAAUAAAGAAUAUAAAAUAAACCCAGCUAGAAAUCUUUGUUUAUGUAAGUUCUUUUUUUAGGCAGAACAUUUUCAGGAAAAUAUCAUUAUAAUUCUGAGUAAACCAUCUUUAAUUUUACUAAAAGAAUGUUUCAGUUCAUCCCUUUUCCAUCAUUUUUGUUUGAAUCUGGGAAUCUUGGGAUGGCCUAUACCUGAAUGGUUUCUCAGUUUCCCCGUGUGACUGUAUUACCAUUCCCACAAUAUUUGUGGACUACCUGAUAAUUAACGUAGCAUUUUUUGUGUUCCUAAAUAAAUAUUGUAUGUCAACCUACA